CGGGUAUCUCAUCUUGUCGUUGGAGAUGGCAGAAGAUGGGAAGGUCCGAAUUGAGAAGUUCGAUGGUACAGAUUUCAGUUGGUGGAGAAUGCAAAUUGAAGAUUUGCUGGUCCAGAAAGAUUUGGACGUGGUUUUGGGUGACAAGUCAGAAAAAAUGUCGGAUGCAGAUUGGGCAGUUUUGGAUCGGAAAACAAUGUCCGUGAUCCGUCUCUCGUUGACCAAGAAUGUUGCGUUCAACAUUCUGAAGGAGACGACAGCGAAAGGCAUCAUGGAAGCGCUGUCUAACAUCCAGACUUUUGUCAGUGGGAUUAAGUUCGAUGAUGAAGUUCAAGCUUUAUUACUGUUAUCGUCAUUGCCUGACACUUGGUCCGGAACUGUUACAGCAGUUACCAGUUCAGCGGGACCUGACGGAUUCACUUUUGAGAAGAUUCGUGAUCUCGUUCUUGGCGAUGAUGUCAGAAAAAGGAGUUCUGGUGAGUCUUCGGAAGAAUCACUAAAUAUCGUCAGAGGCAGAAGAAAUAACAGAGGUAGUGGGAGUAAGAACAGACAAAGGAGUCGAUCGAAGACUAGGGAUAGCUCAGGCGUAACAUGCUGGAAGUGCAAGGAGGUGGGGCAUUUCAGGAAUCAGUGCCCGAAAGAGGAUAAACAAGUGAACAUUGUUAGAGGCUCCGCGAGCGACGAGGAUUUGUUUAUCUGUUGUGCGAAGAGCAGUGUAGAUUUCUGGGUCAUGGAUUCUGGUGCUUCAUUUCAUGCUACCCACAGCGGUGAAGCAUUGCAGAAUCUAGUUGUUGGGGACUUUGGAAAGGUACGACUAGCAGACCCCUGUGAAGCAUUGCAGAAUCUUGAUGUGACGGGCAUGGGUGACAUAGUGCUGAAGACCCCUGUCGGUAUCUGGACUUUGAAGGAUGUCAGAGUGGUUCCAGCCUUGAAGAAAAGUUUGAUUUCUGUUAGGUGGUUGGACGAACAGGGACACGAGGUGAAGUUCGGAAAUGGGCAGUGGAAGGUCGUGAAGGGAAAUCUUGUCAUGGCCCGCGGAAGGAAGAGUGGGUCGUUGUACAUGGUCGGGUUACCGUCUCAGUUCAGAAGAGAAACAAAGUCCGGUUCACAGAGUCUCGUGGGCAGAAGAAGGUUUUCUAUGCAAGAAAGAAACCCAGAGCCACAGGUCAGACUCAGGAUGAACGAGCGAGGAAAGGAUGUUCCAGGAUCCGGCAGUGCGUGUGUGCAGUGGGAGCCGGUAGGGACCGAGGACGAGUCAGGGGCAGUUCAAGCCAUGACUGAUGGGUUGAAACUCAAGAGAGUUUCAACAGAGUCUUCUCGAUGAUCAAGAAGGCUGGUGGCAACUAGAGGUGGUGGAAUUUUGUGUUCCAUUGUCAGAUUACAGAAGUACAUGUGCACAGUUGAAGCGCAG
Molecule: messenger RNA, 1408 nt
Organism: Cuscuta campestris
Lineage: Eukaryota; Viridiplantae; Streptophyta; Magnoliopsida; Solanales; Convolvulaceae
Source: the annotation of a GenBank genome assembly